AUGCAUUUGAAGUAAUGGAAUUAGUCUUUUUACGAUUAGUUUUGAUUGAUUUCAAUAUUAUUUUCUGUCAGAAGUAGGUUGCUGUGAUGUUAUACACCCAAUUUGAUUGGGAAAUUAGGUGCUUUGAAGCAAUGAAAUUUGUCCUUUACCUUUAGUUUUGCAUGAUUUCAGUGUUAUUUUCUUUCUGAAGUAUUCUGCCACACAUUUAUGAUGGUACACACACAAUUUUGACCUGCUAAAGUAAGCAUUUCAAAUAAUGGAAUUUUGUAAGCUUUUAGUUUUAAUUUUUUUUAUUGCGAUUUUUUUAAUAGUUGCAAAUUUGCACUCAUUAAGAUUCAUUUAAUGCACCCCACUAAUAUGUGAAACUAUAAUUUUAAUAACAAAAAGGAGAACUGUGCUAAAUGGGUGCAAAUUACAUUUAAUGAAUUGAAAAUUGUAGUUAUCGGGCUGCAUUAAAUGAAUCUUAACGAGUGCAAAUUUACACACAUUAGAAAAUCAUUUUUUAUUGCAAUUCUGAGUACCUAUUUGACCCCAUAUAUGCAAGUAUUUUAGGGCUUGCAAAAUGUGUGGUUAAAUAACUCAUAGUUGUAAACUUGAGCUGAUUUUAGUAUAAUUGGUCUAUUAAAUGGGACUCAUCAUAUGGUGGGUUUCUAUAUUUAUAUAGUUGAUAUUACAUUCAUGGGAAUACAACUUACAAUUUUAAUUGUAUGAAUUGUUAAUUUCUCAUGUUACAUGUAAUUUUAAAGCUAUAUGAGAUCAAGACUCACCUUAUGAUGGGUCUCAUUUGGUAGAUCAAGUAUGCUAAAAAUCAGCUUGUUUGAAAAUUGAUUCUUUGCAUUACAUAUUUUGGGACUCUAAUAAAAAACUGUAAUCCUUGUGUGUGUAGUGUUUCAUAUAGGUGUCAUCUCGUUAUUAUUUUUUUUAAAAUGUUUACAUUGCUUAAGAAAUUUCACUAAAAUGGAUAAAAAAAAAAUUGUUUAAAAGUUAACUUUGGUGAAGAAAACCUUAAGGGCCUUUUUUGUUUUUGUUCAACAAAAAGUAUACUCAGACUUUUGAUGUGCUACUAAUUAAAUAUCUUCUAUCUGUAGAAUUUGCAAACUUCAAAGCUGCAACUCCAUUUCUGAGUGAUGGCAUCAAGACAGCUCGAUACUGGCCUUUUUGUGGGUCAAAAUAAAGGACAUAUAGUGACAAAGAACGAAUCGGCUCCACAUCCUUCUGGCAGAAUGGGGAGAACUAGCAAGAGGGUCAGUUUUGUGAGGGGCCUCAUCAGGGAGGUGGUUGGUUUUGCUCCUUAUGAGAAGAGGAUUACUGAGCUUCUAAAGGUUGGGAAAGAUAAGCGUGCACUAAAGGUAGCAAAGAGAAAGCUGGGUACUCAUAAGAGGGCCAAGAAGAAGCGUGAGGAGAUGUCUUCUGUUCUUCGGAAAAUGAGUGGUCUGUGGCACCGGAGGAUUCAAAUUUGCCAAAAAAGGCAAAACACGUGGGCAUUUGGUCAAACGUAACUGAAUAGCGAGCGCCAAAACUCAAUCCGUCUUCGGCUUCAUAUUUAUGGCACCGCGGUUUGUUUGGCUACACUAGCAUAUCAG
Hevea brasiliensis (rubber tree) is the source of this 1583-nucleotide messenger RNA. Its product is annotated as 60S ribosomal protein L36-3. NCBI's taxonomy places the organism in Eukaryota, Viridiplantae, Streptophyta, Magnoliopsida, Malpighiales, Euphorbiaceae. The record is from RefSeq and is a predicted model, not a curated record. Gene Ontology annotation, molecular function: structural constituent of ribosome. Gene Ontology annotation, cellular component: cytosolic large ribosomal subunit; ribosome. The transcript has 4 exons. Bases 1128 to 1499 code for a protein of 123 amino acids. Gene Ontology annotation, biological process: cytoplasmic translation.